This is a messenger RNA of Chenopodium quinoa (quinoa), 1083 nucleotides long. RefSeq names its product protein FAR-RED IMPAIRED RESPONSE 1-like. Gene Ontology annotation, molecular function: zinc ion binding. Gene Ontology annotation, biological process: regulation of DNA-templated transcription. Bases 1 to 1083 code for a protein of 360 amino acids. The record is from RefSeq and is a predicted model, not a curated record. NCBI's taxonomy places the organism in Eukaryota, Viridiplantae, Streptophyta, Magnoliopsida, Caryophyllales, Amaranthaceae. The transcript is spliced from 3 exons.
AUGAAAAUUGCUGUUAAAAGUGUGUUUAACAAAACUGAACAUCGCUUCUGUAUGUGGCACAUAAUGAAAAAGUUACCAGAUAAGGUGGAGAAAUCAAUCAUGCAAGAAGAAACUGAUUUCCUAAAAAAAUUAUGUGCUUGUGUUUGGCAUCUUGAAAUUGAACCUGCUGAGUUUGAAGAAAGGUGGAACAAGGUGAUGGUUGAAUACCACUUGGAAGAACAUGAGUGGUUAGGUUAUAUGUACAAGAUAAGGAACAAGUGGAUUCCGGCGUAUUUCAGAGAUGUGUUCCUUGGAGGAAUAAUGCGUACAACAUCAAGAUCCGAAAGCGAAAACAACUUUUUUUGCUCCUUUAUCAAUCCUCAUGUGUCACUUGUUGAGUUUUACUUGAGAUAUGAAGCUGCAAUUGAUGCCCAGAGACACACUCAAGAAAAUGGAUUGGAAGUUGCAAAAGUAAGUGAAGGAAAUCGGAUUAGAACAUUUGAUGUUGUGUUUAAUCCAACUAACUUUGACACCACAUGUUCUUGCAAGUUGUUUUAUAGACAAGGAAUUCCAUGUAGACAUAUGAUUUGGGUUUGGAAAGCAAAAAGGUUUGAAACCAUUCCUGAGAAGUAUAUGCUACACGGAUGGACUACUAUGGCACUGAAAAAACCAAAUUUUGACUUGGGUGGAAACCUGUUGGAGCAAUGUGCUAAUUUAAUUGACAAGAAAAAAUUGUUAAAUGAUUUAUGGUCAGAGAUACACACUUGUGUAAGUUUGGCAGAAGGCAAUGAUGAAGAUAUUCAAGAUCUUGUGAUAAAUCUUCAAGGAAUAAGAAAGGAUUUGGAGGCUAAGAGGAUUGCAAGGAAUAAUGAAACAACAGGAAGUGCAAACAACAAAGGACAAGACAUUGAGCUAUUGAUUGGAGCUAGUGUGCCAACUGAAAUAAUUGUCAAACCUCCAAAAAUUUCAAAGAAUAAAGGGACUGGAAUUCAUGUAUCAAAUGUAGAGACUUCAAAAGAGAAAGGGGCUGAGAUUGAUGUGCCAAAUGUUGAAACAAGAGGUAGAAGUGCAAAAAGGCUAAAGGGAGAAAAAGAAAAGGUUUAA